Molecule: messenger RNA, 1308 nt
Organism: Pseudophryne corroboree (corroboree frog)
Lineage: Eukaryota; Metazoa; Chordata; Amphibia; Anura; Myobatrachidae
Exons: 1
Coding region: 1-1308 (435 amino acids)
Biological process (GO): deoxyribonucleotide biosynthetic process
Cellular component (GO): cytosol
Molecular function (GO): ribonucleoside-diphosphate reductase activity, thioredoxin disulfide as acceptor
Source: RefSeq, a predicted model, not a curated record
AUGUCUUUCAUACACAAUGAGUCCGUUGAAUGCGCAAAAUCAGAGCUGGAUCUUUUUGACGUACCUCCAACGCAAACUAGCGUGGAGAAGAGUCUAUACGUCGAGGUUCAACCUUUAGCAGCGUUAUCCGAGACAGCACCGCUGGAAUUUUAUAUAGCGGCCAGUGGUGAACAUUACUACGAUCUGAACAACACUCUGCUGUACGUGACGUGUAAGAUCGUACGAACCGACAACAAUCCGAUACCCCAAGGGGCACGGGUAGCCCUUAUUAAUUAUCCCGUAGCGACUUUGUUCAGUCAGGUGGAUGUUUCUUUGGGUGACAGACUCAUAUCUCAAUCCAACAAUCUUUACGCCUAUCGAGCAUACAUUGAGACCAUAUUGAAUUACAGCUCUGAUGCUUUAUCCACAAAGCACGCAACAGGCUUAUUUUACAAAGAUGUGGCUGGAGAACAUAACCCCAGGGCUCUGGAUGGGGCAAAUACAGGCUUUAUAAAGCGCGCGAGAGCAACAGCGCUGGGUCGCAUAGUUGAAUUACUGGGUCCUCUGCACUGCGACCUUUUUCAUCAACAUAAACUUAUCUUAAAUGGUGUUGAUUUGAAUAUAAAACUAACCAGAAACAAAGACAUAUUCUGCUUAAUGUCAGCGGAGGCAGAUGCCUUUAAAAUACAGAUCGUCGCAGCUUCGUUGUUUGUGAAAAGAGUUCAGGUCUCGCCGGCCGUCUGGAUCGGACAUGCGCAGGCUUUGCUGAACGGCAACACAAAAUAUGCAAUUGAUCGUGUAGGGAUGAAAAUCUACAGUGUUCCUACAGGCAGUAGAGUGUUUAAUUUAGAAAAUUUGUUUUUAGGACAAGUGCCAAAAACAGUCAUAGCUGCGUUUGUAGACAACAAAGCAUUUUCAGGAACUUAUGAUCGGAACCCAUUACGUUUUGAACAUAAAAACUUAAAUUUUGCAUCUCUCUACCUGGACGGAUCCCCGCACCCGGCCAAGCCAUUUCAACCAGACUUUGAACACAGUAAUACUGUGCGUGAGUACGUGUCGCUCAUACAGAUUACAAAUAAGCAGAAAUCAGAUUCUGGUAUACUGAUUGACCGUGAAGAGUACCUCGAUGGUUACACGCUUUUCGCUUUCGAUCUGUCACCUGAACAGGAGUGUGUGGAACACCUAUCGUUAAUAAGAACAGGCAAUUUACGUGCAGAAUUCCGCUUUGUAGAAGCGCUGGACUGGACAGUCAAUGUAAUAAUAUACGCUUUAUUUGAUAAUAUCAUUGAGAUUAAUCAAAGGCGCGAUGUGUUGUACGAUUAUCUAUAA